AUGAGCAAAACAAUCGGGCUGGGGAACCGGCUCCGGUAUCCCAUCACGAUCGUCGAGCUGCUCAAGGGACCUGGCGAGACAAUCAAGAAGCAGGAAGUGCUGAUGCGCUACUCCUUCAAAUGGAUGAAAGAGGUUGGCGAUACUAUACGCGGCAACACGUGGCAGGAAGAGCAAACAACAAUCGCCGACUGGGCAUCGCCCACGGACGGCGAGCUCAGAAAAUGGCACAUCAAGAAUGGGGAGCUCAUCAUGAAAGACGGGCCGUGUUUCGUGGUCAAAGAGGCGUGUUCGCACGAGAUUCAAUUCCAGGGACUCUGCGCCAUGUGCGGAAAGGACAUGACAGAGGUCAACUGGGCCGCCGAAGCCAGAGACACGGAUCGCGCCCCCAUUAGCAUGGUACACGACCAAACCAACCUUACCGUCAGCCAGUUUCAGGCUACACGCGCAGAGAACGACCUGCAGCGGCGGCUCUUGCAGCAGCGGAAACUGAGUUUGGUGGUGGAUCUCGACCAGACCAUCAUCCACGCCUGCAUCGACCCGACUGUUGCCGAGUGGCAGAGGGAUCCCAGCAACCCCAACCACGGGUCGGUCAAGGCGGUCCAGAGAUUCCAGCUCGACGACGGUCCCCGCGGCGUAACUCAAGGCUGUUGGUACUUCAUCAAGAUGCGCCCGGGCCUGGAGCAGUUCUUGGCGCACGUCUCGGAGCUGUUCGAGCUGCACGUAUACACCAUGGGCACACGGGCCUAUGCCCAGGCUGUCGCGCGCAUCGUGGAUCCCGAGCAGAAGCUGUUUGGGAACCGCGUCAUCAGCCGUGACGAAAACGGCAACAUGUACGCCAAGAGCCUGCAGCGACUCUUCCCCGUUAGCACUAACAUGGUCCUCAUUAUCGACGACCGUGCCGAUGUUUGGCCGCGUAACAAGCCCAACCUUAUCAAGGUAUCGCCAUAUGACUUCUUUCGGGGCAUCGGGGACAUCAACUCGAGCUUCUUGCCCAAACGCCAAGACGCGCUCGCACCAGACGCCGCCGCGGUGACGAACGGCGACAGCAACCCGAGACCCAGAGCAGGGCGAACCGUCGAGGCAAGCAAGGCGUCAGCGGCCGAGACGCUUGCUAGCGCCGGCGACGAAGCCGAUCCCGAACUCACACAACGACAGUUGGAAGAGCAGGAACGCACGCUGGAGAAACAGAUUAAGGAUCGCCCGUUGCAGUUACUUCAAGAGAAACUGGACAAGGAGGACGAAGAAGCCGAGAGGGCAUCGACCCAAUCUGAAGACAACCAGGAGGCCCCAAGAUCCUCCCCGCCGCUUGUGCGGCAUCAGGUCCUCGUGGACGACGACCGGGAACUCGAGUUCCUGGAACAACACCUCACACUACUGCACAAGACUUACUACGAGGAGUACGACCGCCAACGCGCAUCUGAAAGAGGCAACGGAGAUGUUGAGCUCGUCACACCCGACGUGGGCCAAUUGCUCGACUCGCUCAAGUCAAGGGCACUGCGCGGACUCAGGAUUCUCCUUACUGGUCUUGUGCCAACCAACGUUGAUAUUUUCCAGUCCGAAAUUGGACAACGCGUGCUUGCCUUUGGAGCCGACCUCCGCACAGAUGUUUCCAGGGACCUCACCCACGUGGUAGUUAACAGCCAGCGCCCCUGGACCAAGAAGUUGAAGCGCGCGGCCCGAUACCCCAACAUCAAAAUUGUGAACCAAGGCUGGCUCGCGGCGUGCUUCUCGCAGUGGGAUGUAGUCGACGAGACUCCCUAUCUCUUCCAUGUCCACCCUGAUAUCCCAGCCGCAGAGAGACUUUUGGCUUCCGGAGGCGGGGCUGACACCGAGACGGAUGCGAGUGAAGCCGACGAUACGGACGGGAAUGCGGAGGUCAGGCCCCGUGGUAGGAUACUGCGUCUCAAGAGGCCGAAACUCAAGCUGGUUAGCGCUUCGGGCGAGACCCGUACUCUAGAUGACGGCGAGGAGUCUGACGACGAAGACGAAGCAGAGGCGGCGGACGCCGAUGAUCUGCUGCCGGAUGAGUUUGAGGAUGGUCAGCUGUCCCCCAUCGACACACUGAAGACAUUUAAUUGGGGUUCGGCGGAUGAGGAACUUGACGAAUUCUUGGCCGGGGCGUCAGACGACGACGACGACGACGACGGAGAUGAGCAGGAUGAAGACGACGCAAACGAAACUAGAAAAGACGAGGACUUCAAGGAUGAAGACGCUUCCGAGACGACAGACUCGGAAGAAAACAGGCGUGCCAAGAGGAGGACAACGCCAACUCGAAAGCGCAAGCGCAAGCUAGACGAGUCUGGCGCGUCAGGCAAGCUGCGACGGGCAAAGAGCGCCCGGGGAACGUCGUCGCUGAGGAACCAGUACGACAUCUCGGACAGCAGCCUGCCGACGCCUGCCGACGAGGACGACGCGUCCUCCCAGCCCAAACUGCCGGCAUCGCGGGCGCAGGGUGCUGCCGAGGAUGGUGGUGACGACGGUCUUUACUAUAUCGAUGAGGCGGAGCUCGAGGCUGACUUUAUGGCCGAGUUCGAGGCCGACGGAUCGGUCCCGCAAGGAGAGGGCCUGGGCGUAGGGAAAGCCGCAGAUGGCGGUGAUACGGAUAAGGGAUAG
Molecule: messenger RNA, 2613 nt
Organism: Lasiosphaeria miniovina
Lineage: Eukaryota; Fungi; Ascomycota; Sordariomycetes; Sordariales; Lasiosphaeriaceae
Exons: 2
Coding region: 1-2613 (870 amino acids)
Cellular component (GO): nucleus
Molecular function (GO): RNA polymerase II CTD heptapeptide repeat phosphatase activity
Source: RefSeq, a predicted model, not a curated record